Messenger RNA from Pocillopora meandrina, 1623 nucleotides. Lineage: Eukaryota; Metazoa; Cnidaria; Anthozoa; Scleractinia; Pocilloporidae. The record is from the annotation of a GenBank genome assembly.
AAUCGACAUCCGCUGGACGGUGAUCUAAAUACAGGAUUCCGACGUAAAGAACAUGGCCGAAGGAACUUUCUCAGAAGAGAAACUUAUUUCAUCCAUGUUCUCAGGAAUAUGGAAGAGCCGCUGCUUGAGUGUUCUGGUGUCAUUAGGUGUCCCAGAAUUGCUGUGUAACUCGGUCACUCCUGUCAGUAUUCAAGAGAUCGCUGAGCGAACUGGCUGCCACACAGGUGAAAAGAUCUACAAGGUUUUGAGAACCAUGGCUCAGUGGGGAAUUGGGGAGGAAUUAAUCGAGAAACACUUUAAGGCCAAUCGAGCCAUGGAGUUGCUGAGGAGAGACAAAGGACCGAGUCUUGGCCAUAUGGUUGGAUACUACGCAAGCGAUGAAGUUUGGGCCGCCAUGUUGGCUUUUCCACAGGCAGUCAAGGAUGGCGGCGAUACAGCGUUUGAACUUGCUCAUGCGAUGAAUCUGUAUGACUACAUGUACAGAGCUGAGGAACUGGAGUAUUCUCCUCCCACGAAGUCAGAAGAUAUAGCUUCUGACAUGGGUACGAAACAGAGGAGAUCGGAAUUCGCACACAAUUACGAUCGCGCAAUGAGCAUGUUGUCCCAGAUGGAGUUGGACAGCGCGCAGCCAACUUUGUUUACAGUAUACCCCUGGGUCAAGUGCGAACGAAUCAUGGACAUCGGGGGAGGGGAGGGUCAGUUUUUAUCGCAGAUUCUUAAACUGCCAGGCUGUGAACAUAUUAAAGGAGUAUUAUUUGACUUUCCCGAUGUAGUCGAGCGUGCUAAAUUGUUCCUAGCCAAAGAAAAUGUACCAGAUCACAGAGUGACAUUGCUGAAAGGAGACAUCCUGGAUGGAAUACCGAAGUGCAAAGAGGUAGAUACAAUCAUUGUGAAAAAUUUAUUUGUAAUUUUUACAGAAGAUGAGAUGGUAAAAGUUUUGGAAAACUGUCGUCAAGUUCUUGCUGCACAUGGCAAAUUUAUUAUUGUUAACAGUUGCAACCCUGAAGCGAGAGAUACGGAGCAUAAUGUUACCAAAACUGGUUUACAGCUGGGUUUUCGUGGCAUUCAUAUCAUGGCAAUGAGUAAGAUGGGACAUUUUAGAACGAAGAGUGAGUGGCUGAACUUGAUUGACAGGUUAUGCAAGAAAGUGGCUUUUCGACUAAACGCAGUCUAUGAGACUGGUGAUGGUCCUACAUUGUUUGAGCUGCUAAAUUGCGAAUAGAUGGUUUUUUUCUUUCUUGUGUGUUCAAAGUGGGCCUUUUCAUUUGGAGGCGAUGGAUUUAAAAAAUUGAAUGAACUUUUGACUUCUGUUUGCUGUCCUUCAACACAAGCUGAGAUAUAUGAGCACGAUUUAGAAGAAAAAUUAAUUACUCCAGCUGAAAGAAAGCACUUACUGGAAGGAAAUCAAAUUAGAGAUUUAGGGUUAUGUCAAUCAAUUUAAAAAACACAAAUUGGACCCGACCUUCUGAAGGUGACAGAAUUAAUUGAGGUGAAGCAGUACAAUUUGGAAGACAUUAGUCUGAGCUUCUUUUUGAUUAAAUAUUAUAUCCCCACGCCUACAGAAAAAUAAAACAAUUUUACAGACAUUACUGUAACUGUAUAUGUUGCAAAUGAGAAAGCGGA